Molecule: messenger RNA, 1590 nt
Organism: Paramecium tetraurelia
Lineage: Eukaryota; Ciliophora; Oligohymenophorea; Peniculida; Parameciidae
Exons: 8
Source: RefSeq, a predicted model, not a curated record
AUGAAAAAUAUUUUUAGUUAUUUCUAUGGAUCAUCUGAUAGCAAAAAUAAUGAGGUUAAAGAUCCGAAGAUUGAUUAAUAAUUCGAAACAUUUCUCUUUGAAUUUACUUCGAAUGAAUAUUUCCCUUUAUAUGAGAAAUGGACAAAAGGUGAAGAACAAGAGUACAUAGGUCUUUAGUUAUUCAUAAUUUUAGAUUUCAAGUUGCAGGACAUAGAGGACAUUUAUUUAAAUAACUAUGACUAACAGCUGAAAUUUUAAUAGGAGGAGACAAACCUAGUAGAUUAUGUUGUGUAAGAAGAUGACACUCUAUUCGGAUUGGAAUUGAAAUUUAAUAUUAAUUAGAACAGAAUUUUAAAAUUAAAUGACAUUUCCCCAGAGUGCUUUGUUCCUGGCAUGAAGAUUAAAAUUCCUUCAGUGCAACAAGAACAAAGUUAAGGAUUCAUUUAGGAAGGUGAAACUAAUGACUUGUAAUUUAAUUAGUCGUCCUUUUAUGGGAGAAACUUGAUGGAUGAAAUCAUGUCGAAAGGAUAAACAAAAAAAUUCAAUGUUUAUUAUGUGACUAAUUAUGGUUGUAUAGAAGGAGUUUUAACUGUGAAUAGUGAUGUCAUAUUAUUUGAUCCUAGUUUCGUUGAUAGAAAUAAAGAAUUAGUUUAAAAAUGCCAUAAAUAAAGCAUCCUCAAUUUUUAAGCAUGUCUUAUGACUGAAGAUGUGAUAUCAGUUGAUUUAAAUGAACUACCAAUGAGAAUAGCAAAAUCAAGUUCCAAAUGCUUUAAAGACUAUUUAGUGAUGGUGCAUAUAAGUGCAAAUGUAUCCUGUAAAAAAUUGCUUGAAGUUUUGCCCAUUCUGACUUUCAGAAUACAAAAUGAUGAUGAUUAAAAAGAGUUUAAAGUUCAAAGCAUUGAUUUGUGUGAAACCUUGGCUGAUGUUGUCAAAACGAAAUCAGAACGAAUGCUUGAUGAAUAGAAGAAGAAGGAACAAGAUUUAACAAUUAUCCCUUUUUAUGAUAUUUAAGAUGCAACUUUGACUGAGAAAUUAAUAGAGAGGACCAAUCAACUCUGGGGAGGGUAGGAUUUCAUUCCAUAAAUGGUUUCGGAUUCUUAGAUCUUGGAUGGUGAUGAAAUGAUUUAAAUAAUUGCAUGUGUUCCAUCGAUUUAUAAGACAUCUAAUUGGAAAUUAAUCUUUUCAAAUGUAAUACAUGGUUCAUCUUAUUUGACAUUGCUAAAUAAUUGUGAAAACCAUUCUCCAUUAAUUUUAGCAGUCAAAGAUUUCAAUGAAUGCAAGUUCGGAGCCUUUUUAAAUGAGUCACCACAAUUAACCUUUGGGAAAUUUUUUGGAAAUGGAGAAACAUUUCUUUGGACUUUUAAGAAUGAUUUCAAAACUUACAAUUGGACAGAAGCAAAUAAUUACUUUAUAUUCUGUGAGUCCGAUGGAUUGGCAGUUGGAUGUGGAGAAAAGUUCGGUUUGUACAUCAAUCAUUCUCUGAUGCAUGGGAACACCAAUUAAUGUGAGACCUAUAAAAACGAAAUCUUAUCAACUUCUAACGAUUUUAGUAUAUAAAUACUUGAAGUCUGGGGAUUAAGUGAAUAAUGA